Bufo gargarizans (Asiatic toad) is the source of this 2732-nucleotide messenger RNA. RefSeq names its product ceramide synthase 6 (gene CERS6). Gene Ontology annotation, cellular component: membrane. The record is from RefSeq and is a predicted model, not a curated record. The coding region runs from base 149 to 1333 and encodes 394 amino acids. NCBI's taxonomy places the organism in Eukaryota, Metazoa, Chordata, Amphibia, Anura, Bufonidae. The transcript has 11 exons. Gene Ontology annotation, biological process: ceramide biosynthetic process. Gene Ontology annotation, molecular function: sphingosine N-acyltransferase activity; DNA binding.
UAGUGAUUAGCACCCAGCACUUCCCACAGACACCUAUAAAUCUAGCAGCAGCAUCAUUGUUCUCCAGCAUCAGCACCAUCCUGCCAGCUGCGGCUGCAUCAGGUAGACCCACAGGAAGGCAUCAUUAGAGCAAGGGCAAGGAGUCAAGAUGGCAGGUAUCCUAGUUUGGUUUUGGAAUGAGAGAUUUUGGUUGCCUCACAAUGUAACCUGGGCAGAUCUGAAGAACACAGAGGAGGCUACUUUCCCCCAGGCUGAAGAUCUCUACCUUGCCAUCCCUCUGGCAUUCUGCAUCUUCAUGAUACGCCUGUUCUUUGAAAGGUUUAUAGCUAAACCGUGUGCUUUGGCUCUUAAGAUCCAAGCCUGUGGACCACAGAAGGCCCAGCACAAUGCCAUUCUGGAAAAAGUAUUUACUGCAAUCACAAAGCACCCCGAUGAAAAGAGACUGGAAGGACUUUCCAAGCAGCUGGACUGGGAUGUACGUAGUAUUCAGCGCUGGUUUCGGCAGAGAAGGAAUCAAGAAAAGCCAAGCACCCUGACACGGUUCUGUGAGAGCAUGUGGAAAUUCACUUUCAACCUUUAUAUAUUUACUUAUGGGGUCCGAUAUCUCAAAAAGACUCCUUGGCUCUGGAACACAAGACAGUGUUGGUACAACUAUCCCUAUCAGCAGCUGACGGCAGAUUUACAUUACUACUAUAUUGUGGAGUUGUCUUUCUACUGGUCUUUGAUGUUUUCUCAAUUCACAGACAUCAAAAGAAAGGAUUUCGGAAUUAUGUUCCUUCACCAUCUUGCAACAAUAUCCCUGAUCACAUUCUCAUAUGUAAACAACAUGGUACGGGUGGGUACCUUGGUGAUGUGCCUUCAUGACAUGGCGGAUGUUUUGCUAGAGGCGGCCAAAAUGGCAAAUUAUUCCAAAUGUCAAAAACUGUGCGACCUCCUGUUUGUCGUGUUCGCUCUGGUGUUCGUAAUUGCCAGACUUGGUGUAUUCCCUUUAUGGAUACUAAACACUACUCUGUUUGAAAGCUGGGAAAUUGUCGGCCCUUAUCCCUCCUGGUGGGUCUUUAAUCUCCUGCUGUUACUGCUUCAAUCUCUGCAUCUAUUCUGGUCUUACCUAAUAGUCAAGAUUGCUUGUAAAGCCAUCUCGAAAGGCAAGACUGGGAAAUGGAAUCCUUUGCAUGUGUCAAAGGAUGACAGAAGUGAUAUUGAAUCCAGCUCGGAUGAAGAAGAUUCAGUACCACGCACACAGAAAUCACAUCACACCAGUACCAAUGGGGUCAACAGCUCAAAUGGAACAAAUGGUUACCUCACUGGUGCCGCACCUUCAGAUGAACAUUAGAGGAAAAGAAACAUUUCUUCAAUUGAACAAUAAACUGUUUGCUACAGGACACAUCUAGUAACUUGUGAAUGAGGUUUCUCCAUGUAUCUCUGCAUCAGAAACCAAUAUAGGAAUAUUCAAACUGUGCACUACCAUUAUUUGUCAUGACUUGAGGAAGAAGUAAUAAUGAGCAACAUGUGCGGGCAUGCUUUGGGUUUCAACAUGAGUCAGUAUUUUCAUCAGCCUGAAUGUUAUAUAUUGUUCAUAUUUGAAGGGUAUGUCUGUUUAUAUUAGAAGGUUCCCCCCCCCCCCAAAAAAAAAGUCUGAUCACAGAUAAUGCUAAGACCUCCAGCAAUCAGCUAUAAUCAGGACAGGCAAGUCUUCUGUAAGUGUUCAUUUCCCCCCACAGCACCACCUCAGGUGAAAAGAAGCAUUACAUGAUGCUAUCUUUUUAAUGGACAUCCAGCCUGGGUCCUCCAGAGAGAUGCAGCUGCCCUCAGCUAUAUCUAGUUUAUGGAAGUAACAAAUGUGGCACUCAGAAUUUCCUAAUAGUAUAUAUGGAUUUUCUAAACCAGACAUCCCCACUAAAGCAGUUGUUCACUUUGAACAACUCUCUUUGCUUCAAAUCUUUCCUGCAAUAAGCUACUGUAUUUGCGGUUGUCCCAGUGCUGGGACUUCUGUCAAUGAGUGCCAAUGUCAAGAGAACAGCAAGUCCCAGGAACCAGAUGUGAGUCUGAAAAAAUGCUGCAGACAUCUAACUUUUUGCAUCUUUUUCAAUUGAUGUCUAUGAAAUGUAUUAUCGCCAGAUCACUAAAACAUCAUGGUGACUCCUACAGGGCUUCAAAUAUCUCCAGUAUUUUGUCACUACGUGGAAAAUGCAGCAUUACUCUCUGUCCAUUAUUCAAGUCAUCCAUUUAUUUCAGUAAAUACAAAGGAAAACGUUUAUCUUUUUUUCUUUAAAUGUCACUGUGUACGAUGGUGAUGAAGAUCUGCAAUCGUAUUACUCUUGAUUGAUAUACUUUUCAUAAUCAUCAGUUUGAUUUUCUGUGUCAGUGUGAUUAAAACUUGACAUAUUGUGGUAAAUUAUAGUUGUCAGUGUGUGCAAAUCAUGUACAUAAAAUGGAAGACAUAUAGAGAGCCUCAUAUACAAAGUGUUGUAUGAACUGUUGGAAAAGACUGUGGAGUCUUGGCCGAUCCUCAUGUCCUCUGAUGCUGAGGAGUGUGUGAUUUCCCCUGCAGAUUCUGCAGCAUUUCGGCCCAUUUUGGGCGUUAAGGUUCAAGAUUUUUUUUUUCUAUUUCUUUUCUAUUGAUGUAGUUGUAUAGUCCUGUAUUUUUCAGCGCCACCAUAUUGGGUUGCGUAUAAUUUACUGCUUAGCUUUUUUUUCUAUAGUUUUUGGUAGGGAAUACAAAAAAUCUGCAA